UGACAACAGAAUUAGUCUCUGUCAUACCUAUUUGGAGAUGGACAAACAUAUGUCUUCCCAUGUGCUUUAACAAUGUUAUUUACAUUUGUUAUACAUGAAAUAGGAAUCAUAUCCAAUUUUUCAGGACAUUCCACUUGCCAUACACAACCAACAGACUGUAUCUUUUUAAAAUAAUUCACUAAUGCUAAGUUAACAGGUUCCUGAUUUCUUUUUAAGCAUUGAUAAAAUGCUAUAACUGUACAAAAUUGCAUUUCUCCACUUAUGGCACAAGUUACAACAUUUUGCUGUCUUUUUUGUAGCCUUUCAUACUCCUUGCCAUAUACAUAAAAACCUUUUCUAUACAUAUCAAUUCUGUUAAAAACUUUAACUUCUUUUUCUAUAAUGCCAAAUUUUCUUGCAAGGGUUAGCUCUAUUGGAGUUAACACUUUCACAUUUGCACUCCCAAUUGGCCUAAUCCCAUCUUCUAUUUCAUCUUCAUACUUGUGCCUUCCUGUAACACUGUCAGUUAGUUCAUUGUAAAGUGAUAAAACUUGUUCAUCUGCACUAUCUUUAAGAAAAAUAUUGUACAUUAUUGGAGGUACCUUUAACAUGUUUAUAAUAUUUGUCAAUUGUGUAUCAACCCCUUGCGUACCAUGAAUAUGUUUAACAAUAAAACCAUUGAGAUCUUCAAAUAUAAAACAAUUAUUUACAAACAAUGGUCCUGUUUCUCGCACACAUUCAACAAGAUGAACUAACUGAUGUUGAUUUAAAGUUAGAUAUCGUUUUCCAUACAAAUAUUGAUACUGUUCUACAAAAAGAAGCAGCGCUCUUUCAACUGUUUCUAAUUCCUCAUUACUAAUUCCCUCUUUUGAAAGAAUGAAUAUGGAUCUAGCCAACAAACAAAAAUGUACAAAGUAUGGUCCAGACAGUAUCCCCUCAAGAAGUGGAAUGCCCCAAUACAGCAAAAAAUUUCUGUAUUCUGAGGAUUUCCAAUGGGCUAUUUCAUCAAUUGACCUUGGUAUUCGUGUCACAAAAAUAGCAGGUUUUAUAUUUCUUAACAUGUCAUUUACUUGACUCCUUAAAUGAAAGAAUGAAAAUUCUUUUGAUUUGUUUUUCUUAUCAAACCAUAAAGUAAGCAUUUGUUUAACAGUACCCAAACAUACACCAUGCAUAUAGUCUAUAACACAACUUUUGACAGGAUCAAAAUGUUUUAAGUACAUGAACCAGAACUUUCCUUUGUGUCCAUUAACUGUACAUUUUGAUUCAUUGUUUAAGACUUUUUCAACAGCAGACUGUGCAUCUCUAUCGAUCGUUUCUUUGCUGCGGGGAGGGCCUUUUGGAUUUGACUCAUCAUAAGGAAAUAUAUGAGAAAUUCCUCCUGUUUCAUGUUUGUGAGUUUCUCCUUUUUGUAAACAAAACCAACAACUGUAUUCACCAUUAAACUGAUUACAGUUAUAUACCAGUGCUCUUGCAGGAAGGUCACAUGUACAUGUUAAAAGAAUGCAUUUGCAUAAAAAACUGUUGCCAUCACUGUCAAUAAAGUUAUGUCCUCUUGAUUCCAAAUACUGCAUUUCACUGAAAAGUGGUUUGAAGAAUGACCACAUCUGUGGUUUUUUGUUUGAAAUCCAAACACCAUAAAGCAAUGCAUUCUGUCGUCGUUUUCGCUGAGAAAGUGGGAGUUCAUUGACUAGCAUAUACACAGGCCAAAUACUUACAUUUGAUGACUUGAAAAGAGGUGCACCGUCGGUGUUUAAUGAAAAUGAUAAAUUGUUUUUGUUGCUAAGAAUUCCAUUAUUUUCAAAGAAUUUUUUGUACAAAUUUCCAUCAUAUAUGUCACUUAAUUUACUCUUAAAAUUGUGUUCGUAGUGUUGAAAUCUAUGCUUUCUAACAGAAUUGCAAAAAUCAGGGGUUUUCCAAAGAGAAGUUAAUUGAGACACUAAUUUGAUUUGUAAGAAAUAAGCCAUUGCUCCAGUUUGAGUCAAAGAUUUUUUGCAAGAUGGACAUUGUUUACUGUGUUUUUCUACCACUGUGUAACAAUAAUUACAGUGAAAUAUUAUGUUUGGUAAGGCACCACAAGAGAAUCUUUUGAUAAAAUUUCUAAAGUGGUACAAACUACCCAUCAGUCGAUUGCAGUGUGGUAAAAUACAAGCCAUAAACUUUAGCAAGUAUGAUACUGCUUCAUCUGGUAGACGGAAUCUUAUAACAAAACAGCAUAUGAGUAACACAACUACACCAACGGAAUGACGAGAAUUUUCAAAUAAAGGGAUCUCACUUUGAUCUUUGAUCUUUAUCUCCUCUUCUUCUUUGGAACAAGUUUGCAAAAUUUCAUCUGAAAUAAUUUGUCCUAUAUGUUCAAUCUCUAUUCCGUCAUAUUCAGUGUAUGUAGAAGUAAAGUCAUCCUCAUUUGCCAACAAAUCACUGUCCCUCAAUUUUGCUUCUUCAUGAAAGGCAAAUAAAAUCUCAUCAAACUGUUCAUCAAAAGCAUUAUUUGACUCAGCACAUUCCAUUGCUGGUUCAUCUUGACCAUGCUGUUCAACACGUUGAUGCUGUUCAUCUUCAACAUUUUGUGAAAUGGUGACAUUGACACAUUCUGUCACAGAUGAAGUGCAAUUCAAACUGUCAUACAAUUCAUCUGAGUUGUUGUUUCUGUGCUCAGAAUUUUCAUCUGUAACAAAUGCACCACUUGCUUGGGAUUCAGAUUCUGUUUUGUUCAUUUUGAUUUCAUGUUGUGAAUUGUUUACUGUUUCAAGUACUUCUGCAUGUUCUGCAAGUUGUGCAUCUGCACUGCAGGCUAAGCUGCUUUCAACUACUUCAAGUUGUCCACUUGGUGUUGAAUUCACCUGUAAAAAAAAUAACAAUGUAUUUGAAAUUUAAUUUAUUAACACAUAAAGUUUAAUUUUCAAUUUGGUGUGAAUUUUGAUAUCAAUUUAGUUCAUAAUAUAAAUAUUGGGUUUUAAAGGGUUGAUUUCAAACUAUUGUGUUUAAAUUCUCUUAUUUUAGAAUUAUGAACCUCAUUUCUUUUACAUGCAUGGUGGAUCUAUACUUGUAAACAUUCAAGGCUAAUAUACAUAUUCCGCAUUCUAUAUAUUUUAAGAAAUUGAAUAAGAGAAGAAGAAAUACAUACAUUAGUCCAGCUUUAUCUAUAACUGUACUAUCAGUGGCAGUAUUAAGCCUUAGCAUCGUUUUUUUCUAACCCCCCCCCCCCCCCCCCCCCGCAAAUUGAUGUUUUAGUUGUUUUUCCAAUGCCCAGCAAGAUCCCUCUACAUUUAGUUGGAUUGAAUCCGACCUUUUGAUGGCCUUUUUUCAUUUAUCAUCAUGGUUAUAGAAUACCAGGCUCAACAAUAUGACCACCCCCCCCCUUCUAAUAUGUCUGCUAUAGCUUUCAUGUUCUCACCACAUUCUAGACAGAAUCAACUUCAAAAGCACAUAUUUUCAUUACAAAGAAAAAUAUGUAGUAUAAUUAUCUCUAAUCCCUGCCAUAUAACUAAUUAAUAUUCGUAACACGUAUAUAGUCCUACCUUAUCUUUUCUUUUGCGGUAUCUCUUUUUCGGUGGGGUCUCCAUCGCGUUCUUGCGCCGUAACAACUUUAUACCUACCGGAAAUCAGCGCCUUCAACAUAGGAGAGCACACUGGCGGGAGAUUCUAGCUUAACACAUUAGACGCACUUCGACCUGGCACUUUGAACUGUUGAAAGAUGGCUCAAUUAUUCCACAGGGAAGAUUCACAUUUUUUAGUGUUUUUUGAUGCUGACAAAACUGUGCAAUUAUUGCCAAAGCAGAAGAUUACCUUCUUGGAUGAAGAUAAUGUGACAGUUUUCUUUCCUACAUCAAAUCUUCGAGAGGAUGGUACAGAAGAAAUUGAAGAUAUAGCAUACACUGGAAGAGUAUUCUUUUCAGGAAGUGCUUCAAAAUGCAGAGGAAUGAAAUCGAAAAUUGAUGAGGGGGAUGGCGGUGAAAGAGAUACAGAUUUCUUUACUUCUUUACAAAACCAGGCAAAGGAAGUUAAAAGCUGUGGGAAAAGGGGUGCAAGCAUAAAACUGAAAAGAGCACUGGAGGAGGAAACGAGGGAAAUGGCAGCAAAAAAAGGGCAAAAGCAAAAAUCAAAAAGUGACUCUACCACUACAUCGGCAGCAGAAAAAAAAACAACCAAAAGAAAAACAAAAACUGACACACCCCUCAGUGAACUAGAAGCAAAGAAAUCCAAAUCACAAAUAACAAAGGACUUGAAAUUAAAAGAAAUGAUGGCAUUUGCAGGAGUAAGUUCUGCAGAAAGUCCAAAAGUUUCAGAUUCCAACAUCUCUAUGGAAUCUCAAAGCAGACAAAACAAGCCUCAGUGUAGCUGCAGCCCUAGAAAAGAGGCAUUGGCAGACAGCACAUCUGCAACAGGUGUUGCAAGUGGGUUUCAAGGAAGGCAAACAGAAACUUUACAACAUAUAAAUGCUACUGUCCCGUCCGAAACCAGCACUAAGAAAAUUGUUGAGCCAGAGCAAACAACAUCAGCUACUUCCAUGCUUGUUUCUUCUAGCUUAAACUUAUUGAAUUCUAAUGAUCUGGAGCCUACAGAUCUGGAGUAUAACAACACUGGGGAGGUUGAUUUCUCCGAUGCCUAUUAUGUGCCAGAAUAUGGUUAUAAUUCAGACAUGGGUCAAUCUGAGACUUGCGGACAAUCAUCCCCCAUUCAAAAUGUUAUUGGUUACUAUCAGCAGCUGGACCCUUCACAACAGGGAACAAUUCUUGGAUUCCUGAAUAUGCUGUCCUCUGAGUUGCAUGGUAUAACAUAUGGGCAGUCACCAAGCAGUUCCACCAACCCACCAAACAGUUCAAACAUGACUGGGAAUGAUUUUUCAGUAGAACAACACAGAGCUCUGUCUGCUGAUGCAUCAACAACAGAUGAAAAUGAGCGAAAGGUGCCAUUGAUAAUGGAUAAGGAUGACAUUUUCAAGGAUGUCCUUGUUAACCCAUCUAAACUAAGAAAUGCAGAAUCAAGUGCGCUGAUGGCAAAACAUCCCGCAGCAUUUCUGUUGAAUAAAGUUUUGGAUUUGGUAUUCCGUGUAGACGAGUUGAAAACCUCCAAAGGUGUAAAAGGCCUGAACACACACAAAAUGGAAGCCAUAAGUGAGUACCUGUUCGCAUGGUGUACCAAAAUGGAUAUCGAAAAUGUUUCAUCCAAGACACAGACAACUAUAGUUCAGAACAAGAUCGGAAAUUUGAGAUUUAAAGGAGUGAAAAAAACAAAACUUGCAAAGAAAAUGAACAAGUAAAUUUGUUGCAUGUCUAUGUUAAUACCAUUUAGAUACUGCUUGUAAACUGCCAAAUCUGUGGAGAGGAUCCAAAAUUUAUUUUCAUAUUUUACUUAUUGUAAAAAUGGUUUUAAAAUGGUUAUUAAAUGGUUUAAAAGAGAACCAUUUUUGUCUCAUUUGCAUAAAUGGUUUUUGAAUGGUUAAUUUGCAUGUUAUAAGGCCCAAAAAAAUGGUGUUUGAAUGGAUGUUUACUGAUGGUUUGAAUGGAAAUAAAAUGAAAAAUGGUUUUUAAA
Molecule: messenger RNA, 5511 nt
Organism: Ostrea edulis (European flat oyster)
Lineage: Eukaryota; Metazoa; Mollusca; Bivalvia; Ostreida; Ostreidae
Exons: 6
Coding region: 3674-5239 (521 amino acids)
Source: RefSeq, a predicted model, not a curated record